Trifolium pratense (red clover) is the source of this 531-nucleotide messenger RNA. RefSeq lists its product as uncharacterized. Gene Ontology annotation, molecular function: zinc ion binding. The record is from RefSeq and is a predicted model, not a curated record. Bases 85 to 531 code for a protein of 148 amino acids. NCBI's taxonomy places the organism in Eukaryota, Viridiplantae, Streptophyta, Magnoliopsida, Fabales, Fabaceae. The transcript has 2 exons.
AUCUUCUUCCUCUUCUCAUCUCCACUUCUCAUCUCCAUCUUCUUCCUCUUCUCAUCUCCAUAACCAUUUUCGAUUAGUUGAAAGAUGAAAGGAGUUCCACCAAUUUCACAGCAAAGAGAAGCUUCAACUACCCAAAUUGGAAGUCAAUCAUCAUCCUCACGUUUUGAUCGGAGGCCUGACUGUUUUUGUGAGAGAAAGACAGUGAUGCUUAGAGCAAAAACAUUGAAGAAUCCAGGGAGACAAUUCUACACAUGCCCACUAAACAAAGAAGAUAGUGCAAAUUGCAAAUACUUCAUGUGGGUUGAUGAGUGGGAAGACUAUCUUGCAAAUGAAUCUUUAAGAAGAGUAGAAAGAAAAGGAGUAAAAGAUGAUGAAAUGAAAACUAGUGUUGACAACAAUUAUGAAAAUGAUAAGUUCAAGAGAGAUGUAAACUCAAAGUUGGAUAUGUUGGUUGUUGACAUGAAGCUUAUAAAAUACUUUGUAUUUGCUUGUAUUGUGAUUCAACUUUUGUAUAUGGUUGUUCACAAGUAG